Messenger RNA from Cottoperca gobio, 3028 nucleotides. Its product is annotated as zinc finger protein 888-like. Bases 15 to 776 code for a protein of 253 amino acids. Gene Ontology annotation, biological process: regulation of transcription by RNA polymerase II. Gene Ontology annotation, cellular component: PcG protein complex; transcription regulator complex; chromatin. Gene Ontology annotation, molecular function: DNA-binding transcription factor activity, RNA polymerase II-specific; RNA polymerase II cis-regulatory region sequence-specific DNA binding. The transcript has a single exon. The record is from RefSeq and is a predicted model, not a curated record. NCBI's taxonomy places the organism in Eukaryota, Metazoa, Chordata, Actinopteri, Perciformes, Bovichtidae.
AGACUGAUACCUUUAUGUUGACUCCUACUGAUGAGGAAAGUGACCACCAGCUCCUCUCUCACAACUCUCAUGUAGCUGAGAGCCAAGAUCAGAAAGAAGACAAGCAUGGAGACUCAGGCUCAACUAAUGCAGAGCUAAAUCUACAGAAUCAGCAUCACGAAAGCAUAAAUCACAGAAACAAUGUAGACAACCCUAACCUGUCAGAGAUUCACUGUGAUACUCACACAGGUAAGCAGCCUUUCAAAUGUGACACAUGUGGAAAAGACUUUCAGAAUAAAUCAUCAUUGAAGAGACAUCUGAGAAUCCACACAGGGGAGAAGCCGUAUUCUUGCAAAACAUGUGGCAAAGUUUUCAGAAAUAAUAGUCACUUGGUAAUCCACAUGAGAAUCCACACAGGUGAGAAGCAAUAUUCUUGCAAAACAUGUGGAAAAAGAUUCACUCAGAAUUCAGCAUUGAACUAUCAUAUAAGAGUCCACACAGGGGAGAAGAUGUUUGCAUGCAAAACAUGUGGAAAAUAUUUCCUAUAUAAUAGUCACUUGACACGCCACAUGAAAAUCCACACAGGAGAGAAGCCAUAUUCUUGCAAAACGUGUGAAAAAAAAUUCCGAUAUAAUAGUCAUUUGACACGCCAUAUAAGAAUCCACACAGGAGAGAAGCCAUAUUCUUGCAAAAUGUGCGAAAAAAAAUUCCACCGUAAUAGUCACUUGAAAGGCCACAUGAGAACACAUGCAGGGGGAGAAGCUGCAUCACUGCAGCACACAGGUUCCAGGGAUUAAAGAAGAACAGGAGGAACUAAAAGGAGUGUGACACUCCUGACUUCAGGGUUAUAUUGUGCAUCUGUUUUGGGUUAUUUGAUUGCAAUGGGAUAGUGCUUGAUCACCUGAAUGUACAGGUAGGAAUGCAUGUGAUGGAGGAUAUGGCUGGUCGGAUGCUGGGCUUCAGAAGAUCGCGCGUAAUGCAUACUGGUACAUGCAGGCAGUCCCUGCACGGCUCCACGAGCAGGAGAACUCGGCUUUAGGAUUCAGGGGGAUCUAUUGGCAGAAAUGGAAUAUAGUAUUCAUAACUUUGUAUUCUUUCGUCUAUAAUCACCUGAAACUAAGAAUUGUUGUGUUUUCAUUAGAUUAAUAUGAGCCCUUCGUAUCUACAUGAGGAGCGUGUCCUCUUCCACUGAGACGGCCAUGUUGCCUCUUCAGUAUCACAGAACAGACGAACCAAACUGAUUCUAGAAAGGGUCGUCUGUGUUUUUACGUUACCGGAAGUCACUGUAGCUUCUCUCAACGCUUGGAAAAGGAUGUGAGCGGAGGAGUAUUCAGUUAGUUGCACCUGCAACCUCACCGCUAGAUUCCACUAAAUCCUACACACUGGACCUUUAAGGGGAACGUUAAUGUUGUAACUGACAAUGAUGAACAAACUGUUAACCAAGAUGAAUGUUACUGCAUUGCAUGGAACUUUUUAAUUGAACAAUGAUGACACUGAGCAUGGAUGAUUGUAGCAACACUGUUUAUUUAAUUUGUUAUACUGCUGCACAUUGUUUGAAGACUGACUGACAGAACAUACAGUGCAUCUGGAAUGUAUUCAUAACCCUUCACUUUUUCCACAUUUUGUUAUGUUACAGCCUUAUUCCAAAAUGGAUAAAAAUUCUCUCAACAUUCUACACACAAUACUGCACAAAGUGAAAAAGGUUUUUUUAGAAUGUUUUGCAAAUGUAUUAAACAAAAUAAAAAUAAAAUAUCACAUGUACAUAAGUAUUCACUCCCUUUGCUGUGACACUUGAAAUGAAGCUCAGGAGCAUCCAAUCUCUAUCAUUGUUGAGAUGAUCCUACACCUUUGGAGUCCACCUGUGGUAAAUGAAAUUGAUUAGACAUGAUUUGUAAAGACACACACCUGUCUAUAUAAGGUCCCACAGUUUACAAUGUAUUUUUGUGCAAAAACCAAACCAGGAGGUCAAAGGAAUUGCCUGUGGAGCUCAGAGGUAGGAUUGCGUCGAGGCACAGAGCUGGGGUUGGCUACAAAACAAUUUCUGCUGCAUUAAAGGUUCCCAAGAACACAGUGGCCUCCAUCAUUCUGACAGUUUGGAACAACUAAGACUUCCUAGAACUGGCUUCCCGUCACAAAUUGAGCAAUCGGGGAGAAGGGCCUUGGUAAGAGAGGUGAUCAAGAACCCGAUGGUCACUCUGACCAAGCUCCAGAGAUCCUCUGUGGAGAUAGGAGAACCUUCCAGAAGGACAACCAUCACUACAGCACUCCAUGGAUCUGUGCUGUAUGGCAGAGUGGCCAGACAGAAGCCACUGCUCAGUGCAAAACACAUGAAAGCCGCUUGGAGGACUCAGACUGUGAGAAACAAGAAUCUCUGGUCUGAUGAAACUAAGAUUGAACAGUUUGGCCUCAAUUCUAAACGUCACAUCUGGAAGAAACCAUGCACUGCUUAUCACCUGUGCAAUACCGUCCCAACGGUGAAGCAUGGUGGUGGCAGCAUCAUGCUGUGUUUUAUUUUUUCAGUGGCAGGGACUGGGAGACUAGUCAGGGUCGACAGAAAGCUGAAUGGAGCAAAGUACAGGGAGAUCCUGCAUGAAAACCUGCUCCAGAGCGCUCUGGAUAUUUUUUAUUUAAUUCAUUUUGGAAUUAGGCUGUAACAUAAUUAAAUGUGAAAAAAGUGUAUGAAUUCUUUCCAUAUGCACUGUAUUGCUGGAAAGGCCAGAAAAUAUAGAGGCUUAAGAGAACGUAUUCAUAUCACACAUGUUUGUUACCAAGGUAGAAAGGUGCAUCACAUUUUACAGUUUGUAAAUAAUGAACGUGAGUAUACAUUGUCUUGAAGAGAUGCUGUCAAGUAAUUUCUUUCUAAAUGCUACAAACAUAUUGUGAUAAAAAAAAAAAAGAAUGUAUACCAGGAUGUUGCCGUUCAAUAAUAUUUUGUUUUUUCAGUUUUAAUUUUUUUAUAAAUGCCUUUGUAUGAACAUGGAGAUAAUGGUAUGUGUUGUAUUUCAUGACAAGUAAUUACAACAAAUUAAUUAAAGAUCUCCUUUAUAUA